This is a messenger RNA of Melanotaenia boesemani (Boeseman's rainbowfish), 1277 nucleotides long. RefSeq lists its product as uncharacterized. The coding region runs from base 153 to 956 and encodes 267 amino acids. The record is from RefSeq and is a predicted model, not a curated record. The transcript has 3 exons. NCBI's taxonomy places the organism in Eukaryota, Metazoa, Chordata, Actinopteri, Atheriniformes, Melanotaeniidae.
CCUGUUUCAGAUCUUUUUUUGUCUUUGAAUAGCCCUUCAGCACCCUGGACAGUGGACGUUUAGUCUUUUUAAAAGAAAUGGGAUGGGUACUGAUCACAUAUUUAGGACUCUAAAAGGCAAGUUUGAAACUAUGACAGACUCAGUUUAGAGGAAUGUUUAGGAAGAUCAAUAAUGUUUUCCGUCCAAACCAUCACGGACACAGAGGGCGGGAUGCUGGUGGUGGGUUACAGACCGAGGAUUACCACAAAGCCUGCACAGUCAGGCUGGUCCGCAGCACCUCCAUGCUUGUGGUGGGAGAGAAAACUCAGACAGCAGGGGGCUCAACUUUAAAACGCAGCAAGAGUUCAGUGAGCAUCGAGUCGACUUUGUACUAUUAUCAGAGACAAGAGGACAGGAUAUGGCUGUACACACAGAAUCAGAACUGCCUCGAGUAUCUGGAGGCACUUGUGGCUCUGAGAAGGCAGUACACAAAGAGCGUGAGUGACUUGAAAAGCAACGACACCAAGGCAACGGUGUCUUCAAAGAAGAAACCCGCACCCCGACCUCCUCCUAAGAAGGAAGAACUGAUAUCAAGAGCCAAACCCUCGACUCCUCCAGUCAGCGUUGAGGAGGACACUUUGCAGUUCUUUGAUGAAGUCAUCGCCAGCUGUGACAAUGAACCUCAGCGCAAACCCUAUAUGGAUGAUGGUCACGCAGACGUGGAUUUUAUAGUGGCUUCCAGCUCUACUGAGCACGACCUCCACUCCAACUGGGUGUUGAGAGUUCCUCGAGUCGCAGAUGAUUCCAAACAGGGAGUGGUUCACGAAUGUGCCAAUCAAAGCGCCCCAAAGAAGAAAACCCAGAGCGGGUCCAUGAGCAGCAGACUGCGACUUCAGAGGAACCCAAUCCACCUGCCCAAAGUGGUGGAGAGCGCGUUCCAGACCCUGCGCUUCAAGCCCAAAUUAAAAAAGCAGUGAAGCCUGAUAAGACAUUUGAAUCUAGCAGCACUGCCACAAUGACAGACCUCAGCUUAAUUUGUUUGCUUGGAUAAACGUAUUUGAUGACUGAUGCCAUCACACUUAACACACAAGUGAAGAACAUUACAUGAAAACUCUGGCUGAUAAAUAUACAAGUGUUAACAUUUAAUCCUCUUUACUGAACUGAUAAUCAGACAGCAUAAACAAGGUCCAAGGCCCUGAAAAACUGAAGCAGCUACAAAAGUUUAACCAGCUUUUUUAUUUUUUAAAUGCUGUGAUAUCUCAUUGCCUCCAUAGAAAAAAGAAAGCCUUUUUUUUAGC